Leptopilina heterotoma is the source of this 1453-nucleotide messenger RNA. RefSeq names its product aminomethyltransferase, mitochondrial. Gene Ontology annotation, cellular component: mitochondrion. The record is from RefSeq and is a predicted model, not a curated record. Lineage: Eukaryota; Metazoa; Arthropoda; Insecta; Hymenoptera; Figitidae. Gene Ontology annotation, molecular function: protein binding; aminomethyltransferase activity. The transcript has 5 exons. The coding region runs from base 112 to 1341 and encodes 409 amino acids. Gene Ontology annotation, biological process: glycine catabolic process.
AUGAAGAACGCAAAAGAUCACGACCGUUGCGUGAAUAUUUCUUUUUUGUACUUUUCUUUUAAGAUUCGAAUACAAAUUUCUCAGUACUUAGUGAAUUAAAAUUGAAAAAGGAUGUUUUGUGGAACUAUGAAAAUUUUUUCUAAUUUAAAAUUUGGAGAAAAAUUACUCUUGGAGAGGAUUAUUAAUAAUGGAAGACGAUUCGCAUCGACGCAGGAGGCGAGAAAAACAUGUCUUUAUGAUUUGCAUGUUAAAUAUCAAGGCAAAAUCGUGAAUUUCGCCGGUUGGUUAUUGCCGGUGCAGUAUAAAGAGGCAAUAGCUGCAUCACACCAACACACGAGAAAUUUCGCGUCCUUAUUCGAUGUUGGACACAUGUUACAAACGCAUGUAACCGGCAGAGACUCAACAGAAUUUCUCGAAUCCUUGACCACAAGUGAUCUUAAGAAUCUCGGUCAAGGAUCUUCAACCCUCACCGUAUUUACCAAUCGUAAUGGAGGGAUUUUGGAUGACCUGAUUAUUACCAAAGAUCAAAAUGACAAAUACUUUGUUGUCUCUAAUGCUGGACGACGAAAGGAGGAUUUACAACUUCUACUAGAGAAGAAAGAUGAAUUAACAGCAAAUGGAAAAGACGUGAAGAUAAAUUUCCUCGAUCCCCUCGAGAGGGGUCUGAUCGCCCUUCAAGGACCAUCGGCAGCAAAUGCACUGCAAUCGGUUUUAAAACGAGACCUAACGAAACUUCGAUUUAUGAACAGUAUUGAAACGGAAAUGAUGAGUGAAAAAAUCCGAGUAUCAAGAUGCGGUUACACUGGCGAGGAUGGUUUCGAAAUUUCCGUACCAGAAAAAAUAGCCGCUCAAUUGGUUGAGAGAAUUUUGGAAAUUCCAGACGUGAAACUCGCGGGACUUGGAGCAAGGGAUAGUUUAAGACUGGAGGCUGGUCUUUGUCUCUAUGGACACGACAUCGAUGAAACUACAACCCCUGUCGAGGCUGCUCUCACUUGGCUCGUCGCUAAAAGACGUAGAGAAGAGGGCAAUUUUCCAGGAGCAGAAAAUAUAGUUUCGCAAAUAAAAUCGGGUGCGAUGAAGAAACGAAUUGGCCUUUCAAUGGGUCAAGGACCACCGGCGAGAGAAGGAGCUGAAAUCUUAACACCUGAAGGCGAAAGAGUGGGUAAAGUAACUUCCGGUGGGCCAAGUCCUACUCUUGGAAGAUCAAUUGCCAUGGGCUAUGUGCCUCCCUCCAUAGCGAAGAAUGGCAAUUCUGUCCUUGUUCAAGUACGAGGAAAAGUUUACAAGGCCGUUAUUACAAAAAUGCCUUUCAUUAAAACUAAUUACUACACCUCUAAAUAAAAUUAAGCCUUUUAAAAAAAAGUAUCUCUUAAAUAAUACAUGUUACAGUUUUAAGCAUUUUUUAAAAUUACAAUGUAUGGUAAAUUCUAAUUGAAUAAAUAAUUUCAAAUGA